Messenger RNA from Hydatigera taeniaeformis, 1034 nucleotides. The record is from the annotation of a GenBank genome assembly. Lineage: Eukaryota; Metazoa; Platyhelminthes; Cestoda; Cyclophyllidea; Taeniidae.
UUCCACAAGCGCAGAUCAACUGGGUGAUUAGCAACCCUGAGACGGCGCGGCGUUGUGAAAUUGCUCCGAUGUUCGAUCAGGCUUAUCCCACUAGGUCGAUCUCUCAGCUCACUAUUCACGAAUUCAAUCCGGUGGUAGAUAGUGGAGUGACUGUGAAGGCUGUGGCGAGGACUGUGGAUGAGGAGCUCGAGACGACGUGUGAGCUUCGAGCUCCAGAGGAGAGGGAGAAGCCGAAGAGGUUUAUUGCCGAGUUCACGCACAGCUUGCAGCCGCACCUGGAGGUACAGGAGACACACAAGGUUAUUUUGGAGUGCAGCGUGCAGGCGCCGGAGGGUCCGGUGGAAUUCAAGUGGUACCGCAGUGGAAUAGAGAUUUCUCCGGAGGUGUUUAGGGAGAUAACGAUUGAGAGGAGUGCAAGUCGCUCAAUUCUCACCAUUGAGCGUGUUGAGAAGAAGCACGAAGGACCAGUGACGGUAGAGGUGACAUAUCCGCAGGGCGAAAAAUUGGUGAGCACUUGCGACCUCCAUGUGGUGCCCCAGCAACCACUGACCGAGGUUGUGCUUCAGCCCGAGGAGAAGACACCUGCAAGUGUGCCACUUCGUCUUGUUCAGCCUCUUCAACCAAGAGUUGAGCCCGUUGCAGGGGAAGACGUGGUGUUGACAGCAUCGGUUGAAGCCGUGCCACAGGCAGAAAUCACCUGGACAAUAAGCAGUCCGGAGACAGCUAAGCGCAGUGAGAUAGUGCCUUUGGUAGAUCAAGCGCACCCAACGCGCACGACAUCGCAGUUGACAGUGCAUGAUUUCACACCACAAGUCGAUGAAAGUGUGGUUGUACAGGCGAUCGCUAGGACGCCGACGGAAGAGUUGGUUACAAGUUAUGAGCUUCACGAGAGAAGGCCAACAAUCAGUGAAGUUGUGAUAGAAACUGGACCAAUGCCGACGGCGCCGGCUGAUAGGCCACAGGAGGUGGUUAGUAGAGUUCCCUUGCGAUUUGUUCAACCAUUGCAACCGACAGUGGCACCGAGCAUUGGUGAG